This is a messenger RNA of Alnus glutinosa, 2049 nucleotides long. Its product is annotated as nucleobase-ascorbate transporter 6-like. The transcript is spliced from 15 exons. NCBI's taxonomy places the organism in Eukaryota, Viridiplantae, Streptophyta, Magnoliopsida, Fagales, Betulaceae. Gene Ontology annotation, cellular component: plasmodesma; plasma membrane. The record is from RefSeq and is a predicted model, not a curated record. Gene Ontology annotation, molecular function: transmembrane transporter activity. Bases 274 to 1872 code for a protein of 532 amino acids. Gene Ontology annotation, biological process: transmembrane transport.
AAACACUGCCUCCUUUUGCUUUUGUGUUUCUUCUUUUCCAUAUCUUCUUUUACAUAGCUUCACACUCCCUUUUAAGUUUCUUGGCCUCCAAGUGGGUCUUGAGCUGUAAAAUAACGCAUACAUUACUUACAUUAAACACACUCCUGGAUUCUCCAAGUUGUUCUAGUGUGUGAACUUUUCGAGAGAAGGGUUUUCACUGCAAUGCUUGCUUUCUGAUAACUGCUACUCCUAUUAUACUCAUAAAGAAAGAAGUACUCAGGAAGGGAAAGAAGCAUGGCAGGAGGACCUGCGCCACCGCCAAAACAAGAAGAGCUACAGCCACAUCCAGUCAGAGAUCAGCUACCAAGCAUAUCUUACUGCAUUACUAGUCCUCCUCCAUGGCCCGAGGCAAUACUACUUGGUUUCCAACAUUACCUGGUGAUGCUUGGCACGACAGUUUUGAUUCCCACAUCUCUUGUUCCGCAGAUGGGGGGAGGCAAUGAGGAGAAGGCAAAAAUGAUUCAGACAAUAUUGUUUGUGGCUGGUUUGAACACAUUGUUUCAAUCAUUUUUUGGGACUCGCCUACCUGCUGUGAUCGGAGCUUCUUAUAGUUAUGUGCCAACAACCAUUUCAAUCAUUUUGGCAGCUCGAUACAGUGACAUUUUGAAUCCUCAAGAGAAAUUUGAAAGGAUAAUGCGUGGAAUCCAGGGUGCUCUUAUUGUUGCCUCAACUCUCCAGAUUGUAGUUGGCUUUAGUGGCCUUUGGCGUAAUGUUGCAAGGUUCUUAAGUCCACUUUCUGCUGUUCCCCUGGUCGCCUUGUCAGGUUUUGGGCUAUAUGAGUUUGGUUUUCCUGUGCUUGCAAAAUGUGUGGAGAUUGGGCUGCCACAACUCAUCAUUCUAGUAUUAUUUUCACAGUAUUUACCUCAUUUGAUACAUGGGCAUAGGCCUGUCUUUGAUCGCUUUGCUGUUAUAUUCUCGGUGGUGAUUGUUUGGAUUUAUGCUCAUCUGCUCACUGUGGGUGGGGCUUACAAGAAUACAGGGCCUAAAACUCAAAUAAGUUGUAGAACUGAUCGUGCUGGAAUCAUUGGUGCUGCUCCAUGGAUAAGAGUUCCAUAUCCUUUUCAAUGGGGAGCUCCUACUUUUGAUGCAGGAGAAUCUUUUGCUAUGAUGGCUGCUUCAUUUGUUGCUCUUGUAGAGUCCACUGGUGCUUUCAUUGCCGUGUCAAGGUAUGCAAGUGCAACUCCAAUUCCCCCUUCAGUUCUUAGCCGUGGUGUUGGUUGGCAGGGAGUGGGCAUUCUGUUCUCUGGGAUAUUUGGAACUGGAAAUGGGUCAUCGGUUUCUGUUGAAAAUGCAGGUUUGUUAGCAUUGACUCGUGUAGGUAGCCGAAGGGUUGUCCAAAUAUCAGCUGGAUUCAUGAUCUUCUUUUCCAUCCUUGGAAAAUUUGGAGCUGUCUUUGCUUCAAUCCCAGCCCCAAUCAUUGGAGCUUUGUACUGCCUGUUCUUUGCUUAUGUGGGUUCAGCAGGCCUCAGUUUUCUUCAGUUUUGCAACUUAAACAGCUUUAGAACAAAGUUCGUUUUAGGCUUCUCAGUUUUCAUGGGCUUAUCAAUACCUCAAUACUUCAAUGAGUAUACACUUGUUAACGGCUAUGGUCCUGUCCACACAGGAGCAAGAUGGUUCAACGAUAUGAUCAAUGUACCCUUCUCAUCAGAACCAUUUGUUGCUGGUUUAUUGGCUCUGUUCUUGGACUUCACACUGCACCAGAAAGACAGCCAAACCAGGAGAGAUAGAGGCAUGCAUUGGUGGGAUAGGUUCAGGAAUUUCAAGACGGACACAAGAAGCGAGGAAUUCUAUUCUCUGCCCUUUAACCUGAACAAGUUUUUCCCAUCUGUUUGAUCUUUGGGACAUGUAGUUUUGAAGUUGUGUGACCAAGUUAUGCGCUACUCCUAUAUCUUGCUCUGUGGGCAAUCACAUUCUGAAACGAGGAUCGCAUUUCUUCUUCUUUGAUCGUUAUUUGUUAGACGCUGUAAAUCAACUUAGUAGUAUGAUUGUAUGAAUAUCCUAUUUUUGGCA